AUGAAAAAGCCAAUAUAACAAAAAUCAAUAUUUUUGCUCUACAUUGCUAGAAGACUAACAAGAGGAUUUGAAACUGUUGAAUAAAUAUUAUCUCAACCUUUUGAUGUAGAUGCAAAUUUUAGAAAUCUGAUUGGGAAAAAGAUAAAUUUGAAAAUUUUCAUAUGGGAACCAGAGAUCUUGUUGAAAAGGGAUCUUAAGUAUUGUCAAAUAGAUAAAUGCUUUUGAAAUAUGGAAUGAUUUUGGAAUACAAUAAAUAAGAUAAACUUUUUAAGUUGAAUAUUGAAAGUAUCUUGCUAUUUGGAUAGUCCAGAGAUUUAAACCAAUUUAAUUACUAAGAUUUAAAUUUAAAUUUACUAUUCCCCCUUGUGACUUAAUGA
Messenger RNA from Paramecium primaurelia, 377 nucleotides. The record is from the annotation of a GenBank genome assembly. Lineage: Eukaryota; Ciliophora; Oligohymenophorea; Peniculida; Parameciidae.